Molecule: messenger RNA, 1194 nt
Organism: Colletotrichum chrysophilum
Lineage: Eukaryota; Fungi; Ascomycota; Sordariomycetes; Glomerellales; Glomerellaceae
Exons: 5
Coding region: 1-1194 (397 amino acids)
Source: RefSeq, a predicted model, not a curated record
AUGCAGUUCCAAAGCACUCUGGUUCAUUUAAAGAACCCACCUCCGGGAUAUCAGCAGCCCGCCUUCGACUUUAUGGGCGGCCUCGAAGAACUCAAGCGUAACGUCAUAGCGGGAUUCUUCACAAGACAGUACGACUUUGAAGUCGCUCUGCAAUACCUGGUUUACGCCGUGAACGAUGCCCACGUUGACCUGUACGCGGACGACAUCCUCAAUCGCCAGGAGAACAAUCUCGAGACCCCGAUAUCCGCCGUGUCACACAUCAAUGACGAACCAGUCGCUGAGUAUCUCGCAAGAUUCGGGUCGCUGCAGUCAGUUGGCAUGCUUGAACCCCACGCCGACUGGAACGAACUCAUGGAUAGCCCUGUCCAAGACAUUCAGGGGAUAUUCAGCAUCUUCGCCGGCGCAAGCACUUUCUUUCCGGGCGAAACCAUCACAUUUUCCUUCGAAGACCCAAGCAUGGAAAAGGUGGAGUUACAUUGGCUAGCUGUCUACAACAUUGCAGAGUUCACAGGCCCUCUAGAAACCCCAGGCGACUUCUACAACUUCUUCGUCCUCGGUCUGCUGCCUGCUUCGUACUAUGAUGUUCCGCUCCCGGCAGUUUUCGGAGGCCCAUCUGGUACGGAAGACGUGUCCGCAGAUAGCGCAACAGAAGAUGCCCCUGCAGAUGGUGCAAUCGAAGACGGAGCGCCAGGCGGAGCGUCAGACGGUAGCUGGUACGAGACGAGCUUUCAUGCCUUCCCAGCAAAUCCAGAUGUUGUCCAGGAUGAUCUCGGUCUUGACGAAGGCGGAAUUCUUACCGGAUACUUCUAUGAAGACAUGUCCACAGGUAGCCAGCGACGGAGCCAUGAGCUCGGCAAUAUCUUAGGUUCGGCCACGACACGAUACUGGCAAAGCCUUGCAGCCAACACUGAUGAGAGGUCAGCACUUGUGGCAGACGAGUGGGUAAUUGCGACGCGGAUAAACGACGAGACUGGAAACAACUUCACUUCAUGGGAGGAGUACGAGGGACCCAGACGACAGGGGGAUGACGACUUUUCACUCGUGGAACGAUAUGAUCUGAAGAACCCGAGUUUUCAUACUGCUGCAUUUGAUGGAUGGCUCCUCACUCGGUAUCUGGAUGACAGCGAGAAGGAUGCUAGAGCGAUGUGGAAGCCCGAAGACGUAGUAGUCCCUGUGCUUUAUUUCUUGAACUAG